AUGCUGACUGACGCUGUCCUAGGAUUGCUGAUGCUGGUGGCAAUCACUGAAUUUCUCAUUGGACUUAUUGGAAAUGGAAUCCUUGCUGUCUGGAGUUUUGGAGAAUGGGCCAGGAAAUUCAAGAGGUCCUCAUACAACCUCAUUGUCUUGGGCCUGGCUGUCUGCAGAUUUCUUCUUCAGUGGAUGAUAAUGAUAGACUUAAGCCUGUUUCCUUUUAUUCAGGACAGGCAUUGGCUUCAAUAUCUCAAUAUCUCCUGGGUUUUAAUCAGCCAGGCUAGUCUGUGGUUUGCUACUUUCCUCAGUGUCUUCUACUGCAGGAGGAUUGCAACCUUUGAACAUCCUGUCUGCCUGUGGCUGAAGCAGAGGGCCAACUGCCUGAGUCUCUGGUGCUUUAUGGGGUACCUCCUGAUCAGUCUGUUCCUUGUAACCCACAUUAGCUUAAAAUACAGCAGUCCUUCUCUGGGGAACAGCAGCUUUCUCUACCCACUUUCAAAUGCGCACUAUCUGUCUAUAUUACGGCUCAAUUCGGGAUGCUGGCUGCCUUUCCUGGUGUUUCUUGUUUCCUCUGGGAUGCUGAUUAUCUCUCUGUAUAGACAUCACAAGAAGAUGCAGGUCCAUAUAGCUGAUAGGAGGGAUGCCAGAGCCAAGGCUCACAUCACUGUGCUGAAGUCCCUGGGAUGCUUCCUCAUACUUCAUGUGGUUUACAUCUUAGCCAGUCCCUUGUCUAUCACCUCCAAGUCAUCUGCUAAUCUCUCUACUGUCUUUAUUUCCAAGACUCUCAUGGCAGCCUACCCUUCUCUUCAUUCUGUCAUAUUGAUCAUGGGGAAUGCUAGGAUAAAGCAGAUUUGCCAGAGAAUUCUAUGGAAAACCAUCAGUGCUUGGAGAUCCUGA
Messenger RNA from Erinaceus europaeus (western European hedgehog), 891 nucleotides. It is a transcript of the gene TAS2R5, whose product is annotated as taste 2 receptor member 5. NCBI's taxonomy places the organism in Eukaryota, Metazoa, Chordata, Mammalia, Eulipotyphla, Erinaceidae. The transcript has a single exon. Bases 1 to 891 code for a protein of 296 amino acids. Gene Ontology annotation, biological process: sensory perception of taste; detection of chemical stimulus involved in sensory perception of bitter taste; G protein-coupled receptor signaling pathway. Gene Ontology annotation, cellular component: membrane. Gene Ontology annotation, molecular function: G protein-coupled receptor activity; bitter taste receptor activity. The record is from RefSeq and is a predicted model, not a curated record.